Messenger RNA from Thermothielavioides terrestris NRRL 8126, 2436 nucleotides. RefSeq lists its product as uncharacterized. The coding region runs from base 329 to 2071 and encodes 580 amino acids. The record is from RefSeq and is a predicted model, not a curated record. NCBI's taxonomy places the organism in Eukaryota, Fungi, Ascomycota, Sordariomycetes, Sordariales, Chaetomiaceae. The transcript is spliced from 2 exons.
GGGCAUUCUUCGGGUGACUGGGCGGGCUCCAGCCUCCUCGCCUGGCUGUCCAAUCCCGUCUGCUCGCCGCUCUCAGCCCAUCCCCGGGCCCUCUCCAUCCUUCCCGCACACCCUUCCCAGCACCCGCCCUGUCGCCCUGUUGCCCAGACGCUGAUCCGCUUCGCUGGACCAAAACCACCAUCGCACCCGCCGACGCCGAUUGUUCCGCUCGACGAUUCCGACCCCGUACUCUGGUAGCGGUUGCUGCAUCUCGCCCCGGUAAUGGUCUGACUGCGCGCCCAUGUCUCCGUGAGACGAAACGCCGCCUCGAGUCGCUUCGGCCGCGGUGAUGGCGACGGGGAAACCGACGACUCCUCCAAUAUUGCGGAACGGCCGGCGCCGCAAGGUCCCAGAUCCUCUGAAGAGCGGCGGGAUCGCGCGCAGCACAACUUGCGGAGCAGACUUCCUCUUCCCAACAAGAGGCCUCGCGUUCUCCCACCUCGACACCGUCAACAUCACAUACCGUUCCGGCCUCGCCAAUCCCGUUCUGUUGUGCUGGUGUGGCACCCCCGGGAGGGCAACAUUGAAAUUUCGCGCCGACAAUGUCAGUCCGUUCGACGGCAACGCCCUAGUCUCCCUGAACUUUGCCUCGGAUGACCCCUGCUGGUUCGAGCUGACAUCCGACGCUGGCGACUGCCGCGACGCCAGCGAGACGUUUCUCCUUUCGCCCGGCCUGCGUGCCUCGGCAACCCCCCCUUUAGCAGCCCGCACCGUCGCCGCCGUGGAUUCUCAGGAAAGCGACUCUCGGGGAGACAGCUUCAGCGCCGGUGCCAAGGCAGCCUUGGGCAUUGGGAUUGCGCUCAGCUGCAUUGCCAUCGGCGCUAUGGCUGCUUUUUUGUAUUUCAGACGCCGCCGCGGCGCACAGGCUGGGAACGUGGCGGGCGGCAUGGGCAACCACGCAGGUUGCGGUGGCAGGAAAGGGCCCGAAAAGAAGAGGAAAAAAGGCGCUGCGUCAGACGCGUCGGGCCACUCUGACGAGCCGCUCUGCCCUAUACAACCCGUCUUCGACGGCUACCCAGGCUCGACAGGCUAUGACGACGUGCGCUCACUCCACUCUACCGUGCAUUCGCAUUCGCCAACCGGGGCGCAGUCGCCCACGCACUCGCAGUCCGGAGGCUUCUGGACGCAUGAACGCAGCAUCGAGCGUGAAGAGCUCACAGCGGCGCGACUCAGGUCCCAACUACAAGCCUCAGCUCCGACCGUCGUAUCGUACGGUCCCAACCCCGUCACACCGACCCUGAUGCCUCGAACGCAACCGAGGCUAAACGUGAACUCGGCCGCCUCGCCGAUAUCCCCAGGUAGCACGGACCAAAUGCCCUAUGUGUCCCACUACACCGACUACAGCAGCUACAGCCUCCCUCCUCCGAGUGUCAUGUCCGACCCAAAUCCGUCACCGCCGAGGAAACCCGCGGUACCCGCUGUGGUUUCGUACGGGCCGAACAAGGUCACUCCCACGCCGCAGGUCGUCUCGCCCACCGUCCCGCCCGACGAAAGCAUCGUCAAGCGCAGGUUCGCCGAGGCCGCCGCCGCCCAGUCGGCCGCGUCCAACGAGCGCAAGUUCUCCUGGGAGGCCGACUCGCCGCUGCUGGGCGUGUCGAUGGGCCCGCUGCCGCCGUACGCGUCGUCCGAGGAAUUCGAGGCCAUGGAGAAGGGCGCCGUCCGCAAGCUGGCCGAGCCCCAGGCCGAGGCCGAGCUGCCGCCCACCAAGGACGGCUUCUACCACUACACCUCCGACACGGUCGAGUACGAGCUCCCCGGCGCCGCGCCCCAGCACGAGCCGCAACUGCCGUUCCGGCCGUACUUGCAGCAUGCGCACGCGCAGGCCGGGCCGUCGAGCAUCGGCGGCGGCGGCGGAGGGAGGACCAACAGGGUGAUUGAUGAGCAGAAGUUCCUGCUCUCUGAUGCGGAGAUCUCGAGGAUGCGCGCCGAGAAGGCGGCCAGGGGGGACACUGCUGCCGCGCCUGCUGUCCGGGCAAUGGAGGAAGAGGAGGGGGAGUCGUAUGACUUGGGCGACGCGCGCAGCAGGAGGUGACAUUGGUGCUUGGGUCGGCGGACCACGGGACCCCAUAUACGUCGGAGUGAGAUGGAUAACACGCUGCUGCGCAUUUCUAAUGAGGGAGCGGAGCGUUGAUGAGACUCGAGGCGCGGGAAAAAUCCCGAGGGGGGGAGAUCGUUUGGGUCAGGGCGGUUCCUUGAAAGAGAUGGAGCAUUAUAUACCAUUGGCCAGGCGUUAGGAGUUACACUGAAGUCUCCUUCAUGUCCGAGCGACAUACAUAUCAACUCAGGGCCUGGAGGAGUGAAGGGGAGGUUUUUUGUUUCUGCGGCUUUUCGUGCCCGCAUUUUGGAUAGCAUUUUUUUCACAAGACCCGUUGAACGACACAUAAGAUGUCGUCUUCC